AUGUCUCUAGAAUACGCACGCUACCAGCCGGCCACUCCACCGGGUUUCCCUCUUGAGGAGUAUCUGGCCUCUGGUCAUUGUCGCAACGCAUCUGGUUCUUCUAUCUAUUCUUCUGAGUCCUCGCCAUGGUCAACAAUGACUGGCAACACAAGCCCCGGCACCUCACCUACCCGGCAUUACCAUGGGCCAACUCUUCUCCCUAAGAUCCGACCUCAGGACGUCAUGGUCGAGCCCAUGUCGGCCGGGGGACCCUUGCGGCAUCGUCGGGUUCUGUCAAAUACCCGCAACCCACCGGGUUUUGUCCCUUACCCUCCAAGUCGACCUUCUGUCCCGCGGACCAGGAUCGAUACCGGUGAAGGGUUGGCCUUAGUGUCGCCUAUCUCACCGGCGUACUCAGCAGGACAGCGUAGCGUCUCUGCCUUGUCGUCUCCAGUGGCCAUCACAGCACCACCAAAACGCAAAGCAGGUGGAUCGCACUCGCGCUCGGUGUCUACCCCCAGUGUCAACGACGAUAUCCUAAGACGAUACGGCUAUCCCACCUACCGGCAACUGCCCAAGUAUGUGGAGCAGAUGCAAUCGCAAACUACUCCAACCACACCGGUGACUCCAGUUACUCCCCAGGUGGUUGUUUAUCCUCCGUAUCCACAACGACCGACAAUAGAAUUAUCCCAGCAUGAUCCUGGACGCCAGAUGUCAUUGGCAGUACCGAGUCCUCGGUACAACCACAGCCAGGCGUCAAGCGCGCAGGCUUCACCAGUGACCCUGGUCAGCCCUCGAGAAGACAGGGCACCGUUGCCCACCAACCUGCACUCCUACUUGACGUCCCCAACCCAAGCCAUCAACCUAGUCCGCAACGUAAAUGUUGUUCCUACCCGCGGCAUGCACGAUUAUUUCUGGUGGGAUAUCCGCAACCUCCGCAGCUGGACUUCUUUUUCACUGGAGACCUUCGAUUCAAUCCCAAGACUUCCCAAUCUCAUGAAGACAGAAAUCUCUGCCAUACUCACUCCCCCUGUUUGCGUGGCUCCCACACGACUGGCUCCAGAGUCCGAGCCUGCAUUAGUCAAUCUACUUCGAGACCUGUACGCUCCGCGGAUCAAUGCCGCUCUGGCGGUCUCCCAAGGACCCGAUCACCUCCGACUCUACGCAGCGCCAGACGUGCGCAGCACCGGGAACAAGAACCAAGGGCAUCCUCAUUUCCUGGCAAACUACUCCUCCGAUACGGAUUGCACAAGUGCGGGAUUGACCCGCGGCCGGCUUGUCGGCAUUGUCAAGAGCUUCGGACGGUGGAACUCGGGGAUGCGCAAUGAGGCACCGCACCGGCGCGUCGAGUACUUGAAUGGUCUGGCGCAUCUGCAGCGCUGUAUGCGCGAGCACUCAUGUCGCUAUGGGUUUAUCAUGACGGAGAUCGAACUUGUCUGUGUGCGCGCAGGGUGUGAUGACGGAGACGACGUGCCCUAUUUUGGCUACUUGGAAAUUUCCGCCCCGAUUCCACUGAAGACUGCUGCUGGAGAUGUUGCAAAAGAUGGCCCACCACUGGCAACUCCCAUCAGCGCCCGGUCAUACUCUCCCUCAUCGUCAUCCUCGUCCUCAUCUUCAUCUUCUCGACCCCGCCGCUCAUCACCUGUCCCCGGACUUAGGAUCACAACGGACAACCGCCUGACUGGUCCUAUGACAGCGAGUCUGGCGCUGUAUUUCCUGCUCAUGCUUUCCAAAUCUGUUCCUCUCCCAUGUCAACCAUCCGCCCACCUCAAUGUUGGUGGUCCGGGCACGCUCACGCGCCAGCGGAUCCUCCCCGAGCUAAAGGACAAAUGGAUCCCCGAACCUCAGAUCGGCGAGCGGCGAGAUGCUAAACGUGUCCGCGGCUGGGUCUGGCCGCAGGAUCCUUGGCAUCGUCGUGAAGGCGGCGGAGCUGCGAAGUCGAGGGUGGGCGAGACGAAGACUAAGCGGUGGCAUAAAUAG
Penicillium riverlandense is the source of this 1959-nucleotide messenger RNA. RefSeq lists its product as uncharacterized. The transcript has a single exon. NCBI's taxonomy places the organism in Eukaryota, Fungi, Ascomycota, Eurotiomycetes, Eurotiales, Aspergillaceae. The coding region runs from base 1 to 1959 and encodes 652 amino acids. The record is from RefSeq and is a predicted model, not a curated record.